AUGGACAUUGUGACAAGUUUGGUGUCCCAAAGAGCAGUGGUAAUAUUUAGCAAGAGUUCAUGCUACAUGUGCUACACUGUUAAGAGGUUAUUCACUGAUCUCGGUGUCAAUGUUAGUGUUCAUGAGCUUGAUCAAGACCCUAAUGGCAAAGAAAUCGAGAGAGCAUUGAUCAAUUUGCUUGGCAAGAGUUCAUCGGUUCCCGCCGUGUUUAUCAGUGGUAAAUUUAUUGGAUACACAGAGAAAGUUAUGUCUUUGCAUCUCAGCGGUGAUUUGAUGAUACUGCUUCGUAAUGCAGGUGCUAUCUGGCUCUGA
Dioscorea cayenensis subsp. rotundata (Guinea yam) is the source of this 312-nucleotide messenger RNA. Its product is annotated as putative glutaredoxin-C14. The record is from RefSeq and is a predicted model, not a curated record. The transcript has a single exon. The coding region runs from base 1 to 312 and encodes 103 amino acids. Lineage: Eukaryota; Viridiplantae; Streptophyta; Magnoliopsida; Dioscoreales; Dioscoreaceae.